Messenger RNA from Acanthocheilonema viteae, 426 nucleotides. Lineage: Eukaryota; Metazoa; Nematoda; Chromadorea; Rhabditida; Onchocercidae. The record is from the annotation of a GenBank genome assembly.
AUGAUGAUCUUACUUGUAUUAAUUUAUUUGGUGAUUGCUGAUGAAGACAUUUCUGAACAAUGCACUACACGAGAGCUUACAUCAUCGUAUAUAAUUGUGCCGAAAAAAGUGUCCAGUUGGUCGAGUGCAUCAUCCAUUCUGGAUCUUUAUCACUGUAAUAGAUUUCGUCGUCAUGUGGCAUACAUGUUCAUGGAUGUCUAUCUUCAAAUUAAUCUUACUAACGAACAUGCUUAUCAGCUUUAUCAGGGUGAGAAUUGUUCGGAGGUGUUGCAACAUUAUCACGAUGAUCAGCGUCUCUGGGGAUUAGUAAGGCGUGUUACGUUAUUGCGUUACAAGCAGUUAAGUCCAUUUUCUAAAACUAUUAUUGGCGUAAGUACUCGACAUCCGUAUGAAAUUCGAAUACGCGUAUGGAGUAAGUUUAUUUAG